Molecule: messenger RNA, 519 nt
Organism: Schistocerca serialis cubense
Lineage: Eukaryota; Metazoa; Arthropoda; Insecta; Orthoptera; Acrididae
Exons: 2
Coding region: 1-519 (172 amino acids)
Source: RefSeq, a predicted model, not a curated record
AUGGAGUGUAACAAUGAGCAUCUAUUUCUGACCAUCGAACUGUGUAGUACAAUAGCACGUCAUUUUCAGAGGGGAGACUCCGUGGACACAGUGCUGGGGUCCCCUGAGACGGCUCGGCCUCGUGCCCGUCACGAUCAGGCGCCCCCAGCACCGGGCCGGUGUCGACCGCGGCCGCCAUCUUGGGACGAGGUGUCCCGCGAGGAGCGUGUGGAGCUGGGCGUGCUGCCGCCACCGGUCCCACUGCCGCUGCCUCUGCCGCCAGCGCCCAAAAAGCCUUCCUGGAGGCAGGAGUCCAUUUCUGUAGACCUCGGCAGUUCUUCCGAAGACUCUUCUGAGUCCUCUAGCAGUGGUGCUGAGGAAGAAGGGUUUGACCAACGAGCAGGUGUGUCGUGGGAAGUACAAAUGUUGGCUCGUGAAAUGGAGAGGCAAGAGCAAGAACAGCAACGAAUUACAAAUUCUGAGUUGAAUAUGCUGCAAAGGCUUGUUGAUGAACAACAUCCAGAGGUAAGGAGCAAGUGA